Messenger RNA from Dioszegia hungarica, 927 nucleotides. Its product is annotated as Metallo-dependent phosphatase-like protein. Gene Ontology annotation, cellular component: cytosol. The coding region runs from base 1 to 927 and encodes 308 amino acids. The record is from RefSeq and is a predicted model, not a curated record. Gene Ontology annotation, biological process: peptidyl-serine dephosphorylation; mitotic cell cycle. Gene Ontology annotation, molecular function: protein serine/threonine phosphatase activity. Lineage: Eukaryota; Fungi; Basidiomycota; Tremellomycetes; Tremellales; Bulleribasidiaceae. The transcript has 7 exons.
AUGGCGAUGAAUGGUGAAGUUGACGGGUGGAUCUCGCAGUUGAUGCAGUGCAAGCCGCUGAGCGAGACGGAGGUCAAGAAGCUGUGCGAUAAGGCUCGCGAGGUGCUCAUGGAAGAAUCCAACGUCCAACCUGUCCGAUGCCCCGUCACUGUCUGCGGUGAUAUCCACGGUCAAUUUCACGACCUGUCGGAGCUGUUCCGCAUAGGCGGUAAUUCCCCCGAUACCAACUACCUCUUCAUGGGCGACUAUGUCGACCGUGGCUACUAUUCCGUCGAGACCGUCACCCUCCUCGUCUCGCUCAAACUCCGUUAUCGCGACCGCGUCACCAUCCUCCGCGGCAAUCACGAGAGUCGGCAAAUCACCCAGGUGUAUGGGUUCUACGACGAGUGUCUGCGCAAGUACGGGAACGCAAACGUCUGGAAGUACUUUACGGACUUGUUUGAUUAUUUGCCUCUGACUGCUUUGAUCGACAACCAGAAACAGAUCUUCUGCCUUCACGGUGGUCUCUCCCCCUCGAUCGACACGCUCGACCAUAUCCGCGCGAUCGACCGGAUUCAGGAGGUGCCGCACGAAGGACCGAUGUGUGACUUGUUAUGGUCAGACCCGGAUGACCGGUGCGGUUGGGGUAUAAGUCCUAGAGGAGCGGGAUAUACGUUCGGGCAAGACAUUUCAGAGGCGUUUAACCACAAUAACGGCCUGACACUGGUCGCCCGGGCGCAUCAGCUCGUGAUGGAGGGUUUCUCGUGGUCGCAAGAACGUAAUGUCGUGACCAUCUUCUCGGCACCCAACUACUGCUACCGAUGCGGCAACCAAGCUGCGAUUCUCGAAGUAGACGACGCACUAAAGUACACGUUCCUCCAAUUCGACCCCGCACCCCGGGCCGGCGAGCCCCUCGUUUCCAGGCGUCCACCAGACUAUUUCUUGUAA